Messenger RNA from Clupea harengus (Atlantic herring), 2015 nucleotides. RefSeq lists its product as uncharacterized. The record is from RefSeq and is a predicted model, not a curated record. Lineage: Eukaryota; Metazoa; Chordata; Actinopteri; Clupeiformes; Clupeidae.
UUUUCGCACAUCACUUCCUCUCCUACCAAAAGUGGCAAAUUGCAAGUGUGUUGCAAGUUUUAGAUAUAACUACAGUAACAGGGCUUGAUCCCAGGAACACCUGAUCCCACAAGGAUUCAGUUUACAGUAAGAGAACAUCUACUGGAACAACAUAUACAGUGAGACAAGAUAUUCUGGAACAACUUACACAAUAAGACAAGAUAUACUGGAACAGCGUAUACAUUAACUGUAAGGGAAGUCGCUUUAAAUAAACCAGUCUUGAAAACUGUAAUCGUACCCCAGUACCCUUGUUUCUAUAGGAUGGUUUAAAAAUGUAAAGGAAUGAAUGUAACAGCAUUAUCUAGAGGGCCUAGUGAGCUUAGCUGUUUGUUCUCAAGACACCAGUCUGAUUAAUCUGAGCUGAAGGAGUGAGACUUCAGGUACAAUGGCUUUGUUGUGCAGUCUGGAUCAGAUGCAAUGGAAAGUGAGGCAUAUCUUUCUUGGCUAAAAUGCAAAAGUAUUUCCAUUAAACACGUUACGACCUUCAUGGUCUAACCAUGACCGCAUAACCUUUGUAAUUAAGAAAACAGAAAAAUCGUGUCACUUGAAACUGUGUCAACUUUUGGUGCGCACUAAUUAAUGGUCAUCCUAGCCAAAGCUUAGAAUUACACCUGUGCUGGCGCUCUGGUUGACAACCUCAGAAGAAGAAUGUCAAACGCUGAAGACGGUGCUGCAGAUAACUUUCUUACCAUUUACUUGCAGAAUUGUAUACUGGAAAAGGUUAAUAGUAUUUGGGUCUAGACUUCUAACAUACCUGCUAAGUCGUUGUCUGUUCUACUAAAAUGUAGGCUACUUUGGCAUGACUAAGGAAUUGUAAAGCUCUGCUAGGCUACACCAUGCGAUCGAUGCUGUCAUUUUGACUAAGGAUUGUGAUUUGAUGGCAUCAAACGGCAAAGUGGAAAAAGUCUCCAAAUACGAGACAUUAAGACUUCUGGAAAAAUGCCGAAAAGACAGAGACGAGGCGAUACACCGAGAAAGCGUGAUGAGAGAAAAGAUGAGACAUUACGACUCAAGAAUGAGGUCAACGGAGGCUGUGAAACAGAAAUUAAAGACAUUGACAGUGGAUAAUAAAGAAUUGAGGAAACAGGUCAAGACUCUUCGGGCUGAAAUUGGCUUGGAAUCUAGUCCAAAGUUUCAGGGCAAAACCACUAGGGAUAUAAUAAAUGACCUACACGAGAAGGACCGCGAAUGCUCUUGUUUAGUUGAGAAAGCAGGGAAAUUAAGCCUGACAAUAGAUGAGCUUACUUCAGAGUUGGCAAAUACCGUGACUUCGAAAACGCUGUUGGAGGAUCAAGUACAAUCAUUACAACAAAGCUUGAAAGAUAUGACCAAUAAUCAGCGACGCUUGCUUAAAUUAUGGGAGGACAAAAAGACUCAGAGGGAACAGCUUACUCUACCGGCAAUUCCCCAAAGACCCGGACAAAAACCAGCAGUACACAAAGCUGUUCAAACCGAAAUGUCCAUUAAUUCCUCGCAAAAACUACCCGCCAGUGCAUUUGAAACCAAGCCGCUACGAAGAGAGACGGAGAGGAUUGUUAAAGGACUGGACAGACGCAGCAUAACCGCUUUAUCAAAUGGAAAUCACAUAUGAGAAAAGGCAGCGUUAGUUCAUAAUGACACAAAGUAACGUUGCUUGAAAGUGGAAAAUGCCACUGCGAUUCCAGAGACAUUGUAUUUAUUCUUACAGUUGUUGUUUUGAUUUAUCCUCGCCUUGAAGUCGCCCAUUCUUGCCACAAUUAUAUUAACGAUAUGCUUAAUUAAUUUACUUUGCUUUAGUGACAUUUCAUUCACGCCACCACUACCUAGGAAAGUCUAACUUCUUAAACUGCGGAGUUUGGCUGUCUUGUCUGUAUGGUUGCCCGAGGUUCAUUUUUAAAAGCACAGUUAGGGCUUAAUCUAUGUUUUUUAUUUAUUGUUACAUUUUGCUGAUCUCUGUAAAUACCAACAGUCUGUGUGACAUAAAUAUUAUACUUCUU